UCUACCGGCUUAAGCAAAGUCACAACCCUUCCCAACGGCGUGCGAGUCGCUUCAGAAAACACGCCUGGUCAUUUUUCAGCCGUCGGUGUGUACGUAGAUGCUGGUAGUCGUUAUGAAUCUACCUCUACUCGCGGUGUGAGCCAUAUUUUGGACAGACUUGCCUUUAAGAGCACCACCAAUGCUACUGCUGAUGAUAUGUUGUCCAAGCUAGAGUCACUUGGUGGAAACAUAAUGUGUUCAUCGUCUCGUGAAUCCAUCAUGUACCAAUCAGCCGUGUUCAACCAGGACGUCCCACAAGUCAUGUCUAUCUUUGCUGAUGUUAUUCGUAACCCAUGCAUCGCUCCUGAUGAGGUUGAGGAGCAGCGACAAACAGCGUUGUAUGAAAUUCAGGAUAUUUGGUCCAAGCCGGAAAUGAUCUUGCCGGAAAUUCUUCACACCGUUGCCUUCAAAGGAAACACCCUCGGCAACCCAUUGCUCUGCCCACCAGACAACCUUGCCGCUAUGACCCCCGAGUUGAUCAAGGAUUAUAUGAAGACAUGGUACCGACCCGAACGCAUGGUAGUGGCAGUGUGUGGUACCGAGCACGAUGCAGCCGUCAAGAUGGCAGAGCAAUACUUCGGUAGCAUCCCAGCGUCUGCAACGCCAUUGGAUUCUGUAGAAACUCAUAAAAUCAUCCAACAACGACAAGGCAAAGGCACUUCAUUCGUUCAAUCGCUUUUCAGCUCUUCCAAAGCCCAGAAUCCUGAAAGUCUGGCUACACAACCUGCAUACUAUACCGGUGGAAUUGAAUUAGUGGAAUCUCCCGAGCAACCUUUCACGCAUGUUCAAGUUGCCUUUGAAGGCUUGCCAAUUCAUGACGACGAUAUCUACGCCUUGGCCACUUUGCAGAUUCUUUUGGGUGGUGGUGGAUCAUUUUCAGCGGGUGGACCAGGCAAAGGAAUGUACUCACGACUCUUCACAAAUGUUCUCAACCAACAUUAUUGGGUUGAGUCAUGUACCGCUUUCAAUCACUGCUAUACUGACUCUGGCCUCUUUGGUAUUGCCGCGUCAUGCCGACCCGAAUACGCUAGCGUAUUAUUAGAAGUUGUGUGCAGAGAAUUGGAUCUCGUUGCUAGACAAGACGUUGGCCAUCUUGGCGUCAACAAGACGGAACUAAACCGUGCCAAGAACCAGCUCAAGAGCUCUUUGCUUAUGAACCUUGAGAGUAGAAUGGUCCAGCUUGAAGACCUGGGUCGCCAAGUGCAAGUCCAAGGAAAGAAGACUGGUAUCGAUGAAAUGCUCAGCAAGAUUGACGCCGUAGAUUUGGAUAAGCUUGCUCAAGUCGCCAGUCGCAUUGUCCGUGGAGCUGUGUCGGUUACUAGUGGUGGUAGCGGUGAUGCUACGAUUGUUGCUCAGGGAGAAGUCCGCGGCAUCACCAAUCCACGAAAAAUCCUUGAAAAGUACGGCUUAGGUAGUGGCAAGAAGACGUGGUAA
Messenger RNA from Umbelopsis ramanniana AG, 1473 nucleotides. RefSeq lists its product as uncharacterized. Lineage: Eukaryota; Fungi; Mucoromycota; Umbelopsidomycetes; Umbelopsidales; Umbelopsidaceae. Gene Ontology annotation, molecular function: metal ion binding; metalloendopeptidase activity. The record is from RefSeq and is a predicted model, not a curated record. The annotation marks the transcript as partial. Gene Ontology annotation, cellular component: mitochondrion. The transcript is spliced from 2 exons.